UGCACUUUGUGUAAUCCUAUGUACUGUGCUGUUGUAUUGUUACGUGUUGCAUCAUGGUCCUUAAGAAACGACAUAUCGUCACAAUGUGUACAAGCUAUACAGAGGAAUGACAAUAAUAACCCACUUGACUUGAUCUUUAGCGCGUUUGCCUCAUUCUAACCAAUCAGAUUAUACGUAGGCGGGGCGUUGGAUUGGCUCCGCCCACAGCGCACCCAGUCUGGCUCUGGAGUAAAUCCAGGAAUAUAAAGCCUUUGUCCGGCUACAGCGAGCACAGCGCAGCCACGCCGUUAUAUCUGAGAAAGACAGACCGUUACACCAAGUGUUAAUCAUGAGGGAGAUUGUUCAUAUCCAGGCCGGCCAGUGCGGUAACCAGAUCGGUGCCAAGUUCUGGGAGGUGAUCAGCGAUGAACACGGCAUCGACCCCACAGGAACCUACCAUGGGGACAGCGACCUGCAGCUCGACAGAAUCAGCGUCUACUAUAACGAGGCUACAGGAGGUAAAUAUGUGCCCCGAGCUAUUCUAGUUGACCUGGAGCCCGGCACCAUGGACUCAGUCCGCUCCGGACCCUUUGGACAGAUCUUCAGACCUGACAACUUUGUGUUUGGUCAGAGUGGUGCUGGUAAUAACUGGGCUAAAGGCCACUACACAGAGGGAGCAGAGCUGGUGGAUUCUGUCCUGGAUGUGGUGCGUAAGGAGUCCGAAAGCUGCGAUUGCCUCCAGGGCUUCCAGCUCACCCACUCGCUGGGUGGCGGCACUGGAUCUGGUAUGGGCACACUGCUCAUCAGCAAGAUCCGCGAGGAGUAUCCCGACCGCAUCAUGAACACCUUCAGCGUGGUGCCUUCUCCUAAAGUGUCUGACACAGUGGUGGAGCCCUACAACGCAACGCUGUCCGUCCAUCAGCUGGUGGAGAACACAGAUGAGACAUACUGCAUUGACAACGAAGCUCUGUACGACAUCUGUUUCCGCACUCUGAAACUUACCACUCCCACUUACGGCGACCUGAACCACCUUGUCUCUGCUACCAUGAGUGGCGUCACCACGUGCCUCCGCUUCCCCGGGCAGCUCAACGCUGACCUGCGCAAGCUGGCUGUCAACAUGGUGCCCUUCCCGCGUCUGCACUUCUUCAUGCCUGGUUUCGCACCUCUUACCAGCAGGGGAAGCCAGCAGUACCGCGCACUCACCGUGCCCGAGCUCACGCAGCAGGUAUUUGAUGCCAAGAACAUGAUGGCUGCCUGUGAUCCACGCCACGGUCGUUACCUGACCGUAGCCGCCGUCUUCCGCGGCCGCAUGUCCAUGAAGGAGGUGGAUGAGCAGAUGCUCAACGUGCAGAACAAGAACAGCAGCUACUUCGUGGAAUGGAUCCCCAACAACGUCAAGACAGCCGUGUGUGACAUCCCACCACGCGGUCUCAAGAUGGCCGUCACCUUCAUCGGUAACAGCACAGCCAUCCAGGAGCUGUUCAAGCGCAUCUCUGAGCAGUUCACCGCCAUGUUCCGACGUAAGGCCUUCCUGCACUGGUACACAGGAGAGGGCAUGGACGAGAUGGAGUUCACUGAGGCUGAGAGCAACAUGAAUGACCUGGUGUCCGAGUACCAGCAGUACCAGGAUGCUACAGCUGAAGAAGAGGGCGAGUUUGAAGAGGAGGCUGAGGAGGUCGCCUAAGAAGCGGAGACGCUUGAGAAAGGGCAGGGGAGUGGGAGUGGGAGCAGGAUUCGGAGGGAGUAGGGGGAGAAAAAUGUAGCACAGCACAUGCGGAAUCAACCGUAAGUGUCUUGAAGUUAAAGUUAGCACUAGACAAAUGGGGCCAAAACAACCAGAGGAGCCUUGAACAAAUGUUCUUGAGCACAGAAUAAUAACACUAGUAGUAAUAGUUAUUCAUUACAAAUCUGUUUUCAUUUCUUUAACGUACCAAGGUCUUCACUCCCUCCCUAUUCACAGCAGAAAAGGUAUGAUGUGGGCUAUUUACCCAGAUUAAGUUCAAUCCUACCCUAGAAAGGAUUUUCAGUGGAGAAAUCACUGACACCAGUUUUAAAUUUAUGUUUGGGAAACCAGCCAUAUUGAUCUGGCCAAUACACUCACUGCCCCAUAGGCAGAACUGUGCAGUCUGGAUAAUACCAGAUAAAUAUACACAUGUCCAAUAACGAAGCUGUGAUGGAGAUGGGGGGAAGGUUCCCUAAUGAUGAUAUGAGUGUUCAGACCCAUCAUUUAUUUUCUUUUUCUUCUUCCCCCCCCCUUCUUGUCUUACUGUUUAAACA
Ictalurus furcatus (blue catfish) is the source of this 2256-nucleotide messenger RNA. It is a transcript of the gene tubb5, whose product is annotated as tubulin, beta 5. Gene Ontology annotation, molecular function: GTPase activity; GTP binding; structural constituent of cytoskeleton. The transcript has 4 exons. The record is from RefSeq and is a predicted model, not a curated record. Gene Ontology annotation, biological process: mitotic cell cycle; microtubule cytoskeleton organization. Bases 329 to 1663 code for a protein of 444 amino acids. Gene Ontology annotation, cellular component: cytoplasm; microtubule. NCBI's taxonomy places the organism in Eukaryota, Metazoa, Chordata, Actinopteri, Siluriformes, Ictaluridae.